Messenger RNA from Dromiciops gliroides (monito del monte), 933 nucleotides. RefSeq names its product taste receptor type 2 member 7-like. The coding region runs from base 1 to 933 and encodes 310 amino acids. Gene Ontology annotation, molecular function: bitter taste receptor activity; G protein-coupled receptor activity. The record is from RefSeq and is a predicted model, not a curated record. Gene Ontology annotation, cellular component: membrane. The transcript has a single exon. Lineage: Eukaryota; Metazoa; Chordata; Mammalia; Microbiotheria; Microbiotheriidae. Gene Ontology annotation, biological process: detection of chemical stimulus involved in sensory perception of bitter taste; sensory perception of taste; G protein-coupled receptor signaling pathway.
AUGUUAGAUGCAGUGAAGACCAUCUUUAUGAUCAUGGUGGCUGGAGAAUUUAUAAUGGGGAUUUUGGGGAAUGGAUUCAUUGGACUGGUGAACUUCAUUGACUGGGUCAAGAGAAGGAAAAUCUACUUGGUUGAUUUAAUUCUCACCAGCCUAGCCAUUUCCAGAAUUGGUCUGCUGUUCAUGAUACUAAUGAAUGGAUUUGCAAUGAUUCUUUAUCCAGAUGUAUAUGACUGUGAAGACAGUAUGAAACUCAUAGAUGGCUUCUGGACAAUUACAAACCAUUUAAGUGUCUGGUUUGCUGCCUGUCUUAGCAUAUUCUACUGUUUGAAGAUAGCCAGUUUCUCCCACCCCCUUUUUCUCUGGCUGAAGUGGAGAAUUAACAGAGUGAUUCUCACAAUUCUACUGGCAUUCUUUCUUUUAUCUCUGUUCAUUAGUUUUCUAAUAACAGAGAAAUAUAAUGAAGGUUACAAGAGUUGGGCAAAUAGGAAGAAAAAGAGAAAUAGUACAAGUAACCAUGACUACUAUAAGACCGUGACUUUCCUCAAUCUGGGGUCUCUCUUUCCCUUUACUGUAUCCCUGAUCUCAUUUUUCCUGUUGAUCUUCUCCCUGUGGAAACAUACCAGGAAGAUAAAGCUCAAUGCCAUGGGUACUGGAGAUCCCAGCACAGAAAUCCAUUUGAGAGCCAUGAAAAUUAUCAUCUCUUUCCUCAUCCUCUUUGUCAUCUACUGUGUGGCCUUUCUCAUAGCAACAUCCAGCUACUUUUUUCCACAGAGUGAACUAGCAGUGAUAUUUGGUGAGAUCAUUGCAGCCAUCUACCCCUCUGGGCACUCUUUUAUCCUGAUUUUGGGGAACAUCAAGCUGAGGCAGACAUCCCUGAAUGCAUUGCAGCAGAUGAAGCAUUGUCUCAAAGGAGGGAUAGCCUUAAUACCCUAG